Molecule: messenger RNA, 525 nt
Organism: Capsella rubella
Lineage: Eukaryota; Viridiplantae; Streptophyta; Magnoliopsida; Brassicales; Brassicaceae
Product: protein PHLOEM PROTEIN 2-LIKE A5
Biological process (GO): signal transduction
Source: RefSeq, a predicted model, not a curated record
AUGACAAUUAUCUCUUUAAGUCAAGCCCAUAAAGUGUUCUUGAAUUACCGGGGAGAGCAAUUGCGCUAUAGCUUCGUAAGCCACCUCAUUGAUGCCUUUGAAAGAACCAAGAUCAACUUCUUCGUUGACAACUACGAGCAAAGAGGCAACGACCAAAAUCUCUUUGUAAGGAUUGAAGAAUCGAGGAUCGCGUUGGCCAUCUUCUCUACAAGGUUUUAUAUGUAUGCGGAGUCGAGCUGGUGUAUGGAUGAGUUAGUGAAAAUAAAGAAACUUGCAGAUAAAGAAAAACUCCAAGUCAUUCCAAUCUUCUAUAUGGUGAAGGCAAGAGAAGUCAGAAAUCAGACAGGUGAGUUUGGUGACAACUUCUGGAUUAUCGCGAAGUAUUCUACUGGAGAUCAGAUCAAGAAAUGGAAAGAAGCUCUCGAAUGUAUCGCUGACAAGAUGGGUUUGUCAUUGAGAGCCAAAAGGUGCUUUCCACUCACACUCAUGACUCUUGUUCUACUUUGCUCAACACUUUCUCUUUAA